Aspergillus neoniger CBS 115656 is the source of this 783-nucleotide messenger RNA. RefSeq lists its product as uncharacterized. Bases 1 to 783 code for a protein of 260 amino acids. The transcript has a single exon. Lineage: Eukaryota; Fungi; Ascomycota; Eurotiomycetes; Eurotiales; Aspergillaceae. The record is from RefSeq and is a predicted model, not a curated record.
AUGGAUGAGGAUAUUGAGGCCAUUGAUGCACGUUUCAAGAUUUUAUCUGAGCAAGUGCGUCUGGCUAUGUUCGCCUCUCCCGAACUUGACAUGGCCUUUGAACCAGAGCGUGCAGACAGGAGCAACUCAGUCACCAUGACUCCAACCGUCCCAGCUGAAUCUCCUGGUGAACCGACCUGUGAACCAACGUUCUCUGUGCUACAAUUGGCAGGGGCUCAAUCCUCUACAGAAAACCCUCAACGACGUCCACAGGAAGUAUUCGAUUUCACGACAGAUCACCUUAACGUGCUUCGAAGCGAUCUCGCGGAGCUUCGAGCUUUGCUCGCAGCCAGCGAUUCAAUUGCACGUUCUUCCGAUGAAAUCGAAAUGUUGAAGCAACUGGUCAACAAAUUGCAGGAAGAUUGCCUUCGCGCCCAAGAGGAUCGGGUAUCGGCUUUGUUGGAGUGUGCGAAACUGCAAAAGGAGCGCAACGACGUAUCCCGUGAUGCGAUUGAGAAGAUUGAGGCACUCCGAAAAGAGAAUAAAAAGUUGAAAUUGGACCUUGCCAAUUUAAAACACAAGCAAGAUAAAGAGGUGGAAAAGGGCAACAAAAACCGGGUUGGCAAGGAGGGUAGGCCCAAGAAACGCGUACGUUUCGAACUAGAUACCUGUCCGGAGGAACCAAAAGCACAACAACCUUCGUACGACCCGGAGGAAACUCGUGAUCCCAGACUUGCACGCUCAUUGGCAAGGCCGCCGCUAAACCGCUCAGGCUGUUUCCCAGAUUGUGGUCUAAAUCGUUAA